Molecule: messenger RNA, 768 nt
Organism: Metarhizium acridum CQMa 102
Lineage: Eukaryota; Fungi; Ascomycota; Sordariomycetes; Hypocreales; Clavicipitaceae
Source: RefSeq, a predicted model, not a curated record
AUGCUGUUUGAUCUGUUUGGGCGCGGCUUCACCGACGGCGUGGGCGACAUCCCGCACGACACGCGGCUGUAUACGACGCAGAUCCUGCUCGUGCUGGCGUCGUCCCGCCUCAGCUGGACGGGCAGCUUGGGCUUCAGGCUAAUUGGGUAUUCUCUGGGCGGCGGCAUCGUCAUUCCCUUUGCCAAUGCCUUCCCGCACAUGGUGUCGUCGCUGGUGCUGCUCGCGCCGGCGGGCCUCAUCGACGCCGCGUCCUUUGGCGCCGUCAGCCGCUUCAUCUUCUCGAGCGGCUUCGUCCCCGAGCGCAUUCUUGCCGUCCUCACCGGACAGCGGCUGCAGCGGCCCAUUGCGUCGUCGAGGGCAGCCAGGACCAAAGCCGCUGGUGUCAUGGCCGCUGCCGAGGCCGAGAAUCUGGCCGGCGAGAAGGCGACGCCGCUGGAGGAGAAGGUCUUGGACUACGUGCGGUGGAUGGUGCACAAUCACGAGGGCUUCGUGCCGGCCUUCAUGUCAUGUAUUCGGUAUGCGCCGCUUACAGAGCAGCACGAGGAGUGGAAGGGGCUGGCGAAGCGGGAAAAGGGCACGACGGCCGUCAUAUUCGCCGAGACGGACGAGUUGAUUAGUGCCGAGGACUAUGCGCGUGAUGGGCUGCCGCUCGUCGGCGGCGAGGGUCAUGUCUUUUGGAGAGUCGUGCCUGGGAGCCAUGACUUUGUCAUGACGCAUGUUGCCGCCAUUAUGAAGGAACUGGAUGAGUUCUGGGAUAUGAAGACGUAG